CACACACACACACACACACACAGACACACACAGACACACACAGACAGCACCAUCAGAUCGUUCAGAUUCCGUCACGUCUUUGGAUCUCUCACUGUGUCUGAGGUUCUGCAGCUGAAGCCAAUCAGGAUGGAGGGUGAGGAGGAUGGGGCGGGGCGAGUCAGGGAGCUGCAGGAGCAGAGGAUGGCGGUCCAGAAGAAAACCUUCACCAAGUGGAUGAACAGCGUCUUCUCCAAGAACGGGGAGAAGGUGGAGCUGACGGAUGUUUACACGGAGCUGAAGACUGGAGUGGUUCUGAUCCGUCUGCUGGAGCUCAUCUCCGAAGCGACGCUGCCUCCACCCAGCCGCCGCAAGCUCAGAGUCCACUGCCUGGAGAACAACAGCAUCGCCAUCGGCUUCCUCAAAACCAAGAUUCGGGUGGAUCUGAUUGGUCCAGAGAAUGUGGUGGACGGGGACCGUACGCUGAUCCUGGGUCUGCUGUGGAUCAUCAUCCUCCGGUUCCAGAUCGGACCCAUCAACCUGGAGGAGGGGGGUGAGGGCAGUGUUGCUCAUCGCUCAGCGAAGGAGGCUUUGCUGAUCUGGUGUCAGAGGAAGACGGCAGGUUAUCACGGUGUUGAUGUGCAGGACUUCUCGUCCAGCUGGAGGGACGGACUCGCCUUCAACGCCCUCAUCCACGCACACCGGCCUGACCUUUUCGACUACCGCCGCCUCCACGGUGACGACGCCGUUCGUAACCUGCAGCACGCCUUCAGCCUGGCUGAGCGGGAGUUCGGCAUCAUGCAGCUGCUGGAGGUGGAGGACAUGGUCGUCCCCCGUCCGGACGAGAAGUCCAUCAUGACCUACGUGUCUCUGUACUACCACUACUUCUCCAAGAUGAAGCAGGGCCAGACCAUCCAGAAGAGACUGACCAAGAUAGUCGGGAUGCUGACGGAGCUGGACGGCAUGAAGGUCCAGUACGAGAGGCUGGUCUCAGAUCUGCUUCACUGGAUCAAGACCAAGGUGGUGCAGCUGAACGACAGACGGUUCCCGAACUCAGUGAAGGAGAUGCAGAAGCUGAUGAUGACUUUCAAGACCUACAGAACUGUGGAGAAACCUCCCAAAUACCAGGAGCGCGGAGCGAUCGAAGCUCACCUGUUCAGUCUGAAGACUCAGCUGGCAGCCAACAACCAGUGGGCCUACAAUCCUCCAGAGGGUAAAACCCUGAGCGACAUCGAGAAGAGUUGGGUUUUGCUGGAGAGAGCUGAGCAUGAGCGAGAGCGAGCCCUGCAGGAGGCGCUGCUUCGCCUGGAGAGCCUGGAGCAGCUCGCCCAGAAGUUUGGGAGGAAGGCGGCGCUGAGGGACGGGUACCUGGAGGACACGCUGCGUCUCAUCCGGAGGCAGGACAUCCGAGCUCUCUCCACCCUGGAGGAGGCUCAGGCGGCCGGCCGGCGUCUGGAAGCCCUCGCCACCGACGCUCAUGCCCGAGAGCCUCGUUUCACCGCUCUGAGAGACAUGGCCAAGAGCAUCGAGAGAGGAAACUACCACAGCAAGGAGCAGAUCAUCAGGAGGGAGGAGAGCAUCAGUCAUCGGUGGAAGGACCUGCUGCAGCAGCUCCAAGAGCAGAAGGUGCUGCUGGGAAAUGUAGUUGAAAAUCUGAGCGUCCUCAGAGACGUGGAGCUCGUCUCCCAGGAGCUGAAGGAGCUGCAGUCCCAGGCCAGUUCGUCUGAGCUGGGCAAACAGCUGGCUGAGGUGGAGUCUCUCCUCCAGAAGCAGGACCUGCUGGAGGCUCAGAUCUCAGCUCACGGUGAAACCAUCAGCUCCAUCAGCAGCAGAGCACUGAAGGUGAAGGUGAGAGAUGGUCAGCAGAUCCAGAGCAGAGUGAGAGCUCUCGACACUCAGUACAAAUCUCUGGUGUCUCUCAGCAGCAGCAGGAGGAGACAGUUGGAGGCUCAGUUGAGGUUGUUUGAGUUCUUCUACGACUGUGAGGAGUUGGAGGCGUGGCUGUAUGAGCGCUGGCUGAGGCUGCAGACCGCCGGACUGGGACGAGACCUGAACCACAUCCAGCUGAGUCAGCACAAACACAAGGUUCUGGAGGCGGAGCUUCAGGCCCAGGAGUCUCUGUAUCAGGGGGUUCUGGCUCGAGGUCAGGACCUGCUGUCCAAACAGAGUCCGGUCAGCCAGCGAGCCAUCCAGAAGUGGAUCAAGACCCUGAGGAAGCAGUGGAGUCACAUGACCGAGGAGGCGACAGGGCGCCGCGACAGACUGCAGGCCGCCGCCGCCAUCAAACAGUACUUUGCAGAUGUGGCGGAGGCCAACUCCUGGCUGGGCGACAGGAAACCGCUGCUGACCAGCGAGGAUCAUGGGAAGGACGAGUCGAGCACGGCGGCAUUGCUGCAGCGCCACCUGCGGUUGGAGAAGGAGAUGGCGGCCUACGGCUCGGAGAUAAAGAGGCUCUCGGAGCAGGCGAGGAGCGCGGCGCAGCUGACGGCGCUGACGGUGCUGACGGCGGAGCCUCAGCAGAGUAAGAUGAUCCAAUACAGUGACUCCUCUGAUGAGGAGGAGGGGCCAGGAGCCAUGACGCCAUCGCCUGGCGCCAGCAGUGGGAGGAGCUCUGGGAGCUCUCAGAGUGACGACAGCAGGGCCAAGGUCCGCUUCAGAUACAGCCGAGGUCAGGUUCCGUGGGAUCGCGGUGAGAUUGUGACGAUCAUCAGCACCGAGCUGGAUGGAGAGCGAGUUCUGGCCAGAGACGGUCGAGGAAACCAGCAGCUGAUCCCCAAAACCUUCCUGUCGCUGCUGCCAGCCGCGGCUCCUCCCCCCGCCCCCCCCUCCACCAAUAGUGUGGCAGGAAGCCCGAGCGGGAAGUUGAGUCGUCCGAGGCGAAGCCGCUCGAUGCGUCGCGGCACGGCUGAGAUCCAGACAACAUGGCUGCCAGAUCCUCAGUACCAGAGAGACACCGUGGAGAGCACGCGGGCCAGUCUGGACCAGGACUACAACUCCCUGUACAACCUGGUCAAGUCGAAGACGAGGACUCUGGAGGAGACGCUGCGUCUCCAUCGAUUCUACAACAGCUGUCAGGAGUUCGAGUCGUGGAUGGAGGACAAGGAGAACGUCCUGAACACCUUCAGCACCGACGCCGACAACCUGGGAGUCGUUCAGGCCAAAUACGAGAACUUCCUGACUGAGUUGGCAAGUGGGCGUGGCCAGUUGGAUGACAUCAUCAAAAUGGCGGAGGAGCUGGUGAAGAGCCGGCACAGUAAACAGAGAGAGAUCCUGGCCCGACAGAAGAGAGUUACCAGCAGGUGGGAUCGGAUCCAGCAGCUGAAGGAUGAGAAGGCGCACGAGCUGCUGAGCACAGCGGACGUUCAGUCCUUCCUGCAGAGCUGCGAGGAGGCCAAAGCUCAGCUGCAGGAUCAGCUGACCCGGCUCGACACCGUGGACGUGGGCUGCAGCUCCUUCACCCUGCGGGCCGAGGAGAAGAACCAGGCUCAGGCCCUCCGAGACAUCCAGGCCCUGGAGGGAAAGAUCGCCUACCUGAAGAGCGUCGCCAAGAUGAAGAAGGACAUCAGUCCAGCAGAGAGCGCCGCCAUCACAGAGGAGGUCCGAGGUCUGGAGGCUCUGCUGAGUCAGCUGAAGCGCCAGGCGGCCGACAGACAGAACCUCCUGGAGGAGGCCCGCAGGCUGCAGAGCUUCCAGCAGCAGGCCAAGGAGCUGCAGCGCUGGGCCGGCUCGGUCCAGGAUCGCCUCCUGCAGGAGGAGACGGUGACCGACGUGGCCUCGGCCCUGGCUCUGCUGGAGCAACACCAGGAGCUCCGGCUGGAGAUGGAGGAGCAGAGGAGCAGGCUGAAGGAGAUGCAGACGCUGGCGAAGGCUCUUCUGAAGGGCUCAGCUGACGGGAAGAUGGGAAGUGUUGACAUCCAACAAACCCUGGACGCCCUCACGGCGGACUGGUCCAACCUCGACAAGAUGUGGACCAGCAGGAAGGAGCGGCUGGAGCAGGAGGUGGAGCUUCAGAGGCUGAACCAGGAAGGAGACCGGAUCGAGGCGGCGCUGAGUGGACACGAAGCCCGACUGAGAGUCAAAGAUGUCGGGGACUCGGUGGACGGUGUCCACAGUCUGCUGGGCCGGCAGGAGGAGCUGGAAGGUCUCCUGAAGGCUUUGGACCAACAAGUGGAUCAUUUCACUCAGCGCAGUCAGGAGCUCAUCAACCAGCAGCACUACGCUGCCAAACACAUCAAGGAUCGGAGCAGGAGCAUCAAGACGGCCAACAGGAAGUUAAAGGAGAGCAGCAGGCAGAGGAGGAGUCUGCUGCUGGCCUCAAAGAAAUAUCAGGAGUUCCAGAGAGAUUCAGACGAGCUGCUGCUGUGGAUGGAGGAGAAGUUUAAGGUGGCGGAGGACGAGUCGUACCGCGACCCCACCAACAUCCUGCGCAAGCUGAAGAGACACGAGGCGGCUGAGAGGGAGAUGCAGGCGAACCAGGUCUGGCUGGACAGACUGGUUCAGCUGGGGCGGGAGAUGCUUGCUGAAGAGCACUACAACAGUAAGAGCAUCGAGAGGAAGUCGACCCAGCUCAGCGGCCGCUGGAGGAAACUCCAGGACAAGAUGGCCGACAGAGGAGACAAACUGAGACAGGCGGGUCAGCAGGAGCAGCUGAUGGAGCUGCUGCAGGACGCCAAGCUGAAGAUCGAGGCCAUCCAGUGGAUGCUGAACAAUGCUGCCAAGGGUCACGACCUGCGCUCCAGCCGACAGCUCCUGAAGGAGCAUCAGCAGCUGGAGCAGGAGGCCAAGGAGCUGGCGGAGAAGAUCAACUCCAUCGUCAGCAGGGCCAAACAUCUCGCCUCCAAUCACUUCGACUCCCAGAGGAUCCUCCAGGAGACCGACACCUACCUGACGCUGUUCAAGUCUCUCCAGAAGCCUCUGGACCGGCGUCGAGCUCAGCUGGAGGCGUCGGUGCUGCUGUUUGGGUUUUUUCACGACGUGGACCUGGAGCUCAGCUGGAUCUCUGAACACAUUCCUGCUUCUGGAUCGACGGGAUACGACAAGUCUCUGGCCGGAGCCAUCAGCCUCAUGCAGAAACACAAGGAGCUGCAGGCUGAAGUGACCGCCCACCAAAAACACCUGAACACUGUCCUGGAGAAGGGGCGGAGCCUGACAAAAUCCAGCAAAUCAGACGGAGAGGAAGUUCUGCAGAGGUGCAGGCACCUGAGUGCAGAGUGGGAGGAGCUAGAAGAGGCCUGCACCAGGAGGGCAGCUCACCUGAGCAAAGCCAUCACCAGAGAGCAGCUGCUGCUCGACUGCUCAGAACUGGAGUCCAGGCUGACCGAGACCCUCAGCCUGGUGAGCAUCGACGAUUAUGGCAAAGACGAGUUGGCCACUCAGAGUCUCAUCACCAAGCACCAGGUGGUGGAGGGCCAGCUGGAUGUGCUGGAGGUGGAGGUGGAGCAGUUAGGUGACCAGGUGGAGCAGGCGGUUCAGAACUGGAGCCUGGAGGAGCUGAGCCGGCCCUACAGUCGCCUCAGCAGUCUGAAGCAGGAGCUGCAGCACCAGGCUGCUCUCAGGGGUCAGAGGUUAAAGGAGGUCCUCCAUCUCCACGAGUUCAGACGGGAGUCGUCAGACUUGGAGGACUGGAUGAACCAACAGAGACAGACAGCAGAGUCUCAGGAGCUGGGCAACGACUACCAGCAUGUUCAGCUGCUGCGUGGGAAGUUUGAAGGUUUCCUGAAGCAGCUGGAAGUCGGAGAGGAGAGACUGCAGAGCUGCAGCGACCUCGCAGCUCGCCUGGUCCGCAACAAACACCCACAGAGCUCAGCCGUCAGAGAGACGCUGCAGCUGCUCAGUGCAUGCUGGGAGGAUUUGAAGGGCGUGGCCAAGGAGCGUCAGGAUCAGCUGCAGAGAGCCGAGGAAUGUCACCGCUUUUACCGAGACCUGACCGACGCGCUAACCCUCAUCAAGGAGCGACAGAAGAGCAUCCCUGAUGACGUGGCGAAGGAUUUGCAAGGAGUGAUGUCACAGCUGAGGAAACAUGAAGCUCUGCUCCACGAGCUGGCGACCACGGAGCAACAGUUGCAGGAGCAGCUGGACGCCGUCGACUCCAUCCUGCACCUCUGCUCUCCUCAGCUGAAGCUCCGUCUGGAGGAGGUGCAGCAGGAAGUGGUGGAGCGGUGGGAGGAGCUCCGACGCCACGCAGAGAAGAGGGAGGAGGAGCUAAAACUGGCGUGCCAGAGAUACCUGUUCCUCAACACGGCGCAGGACUACUUCCUGUGGUGCAGCCAGCUGAUUGGUGCGAUGGCUGCCGAGGAGAGCAUCAGCGACGUGGCGACGGCCGACCUCCAGCUGGCGCAGCACCAGCAGCUGUGGGCUGAGAUGGAGGCCAGACAGGAGACGCACCGGCAGGCCGUGGACAUGGGACAGGAGCUGCAGACGCAGGACAGGGCCAACAGGAAGGAGGUGUCGGAGAAGCUGAAGGCGCUGCAGGCGGAGCGACACAAGCUGGAGCAGCAGUGGACCAAGAAGCAGCGCUGGCUGGAAACUGUUCACCUGGAGCAGGUGUUCUACAGAGACGCCAACAGCAUGGACAAGACGUCCAGCUCACAGGAGAUCCUGUUGCAGAACAGCACUCUGGGAGACACAGUGGACGAGACGGAGGGUUUGAUCAAACGCCACGAAGCCUUUGAGAAGCUGCUCAGCUCGCAGGAGGAGAAGCUGUCGUCUCUGAAGGAUUUGUCCGAGCGCCUGAAGAAGCAGCUGAGCAGAGAGAAGAGCGGCUGGGUCCAAACCAAACUCCGAACGCUCAUCCAGAGACGUGACAGGAUCAAGGAGCUGUCCGUCAAACGCAGGGAGGAGCUGGAGCUCUCCAGGAUGCUGUGUGUCUUCAACAGAGAUGUCGGAGCGGCGGAGGAGUGGGUGUCUGAGCGGAUGCAGAAGAUGGCGGAGGAUGGUAAAGCCGACCUCAGUAACCUGCACGCCAAGAUGAAGCUCCUGCAGAAGCAUCAGGUGUUUGAGGCUGAGAUCCUGGCGCACAGCGAGAUCAUCAGCUCCGUCCUGCAGGCCGGGAAGGAGCUGGUCUCCCUCCACCACCUGAGGUCCAAGGAGGUGAAGAGGAGCGCAGCCGCCCUGGAGCUCCACUGGGAGGAGCUGAAGACGGCCAUGGCCACCCGGGGGAAAGCUCUGGAAGACAACAGAGACUUCCUGGAGUUCCUGCAGAAAGUGGAGGAAGUGGAGGCCUGGAUCAGACAGAAGGAGGUGAUGAUCAACGUUGGAGACGUCGGGGAGGAUUACGAACACGGAGUUCAGCUGCUGAAGAAACUCAGCGAGUUCAGAGGGACAGGAGACGGGGACAAGACAGUGGACGACGCUCACAUCACUGCCAUCAACAGGCUGGCAGCCAAACUGGAGAUGAGACAGAGCGCUCAGGAGCUGGUGACCGUCCGCCAGAGGAGACAGCAGCUCAACGACAGGUGGAGCAAGUUUCACGGAGAUCUGAACAAUUACAAGAAGAAGCUGGAGGGGGCGCUGGUGAUCCACGGCCUGAUCAGAGAGCUGGAGGAGGUCCGAGACCGAGCCAACGAGAAGAUGAUGCUGCUGCAGGGUCAGGACUGCGGGUUCGACGUGGACAGCGUGGAGAACCUGAUCAGACGCUACGAGGAGACCGAGAGGGAGGCCGGCGUCAUCCAGGAGAGGGGAAAGGCUCUGGAGAAGGAGGUGUCGGAUCACCUGAGGACUCGGUCGGGGAUGAACGACAAGCUGAAAAACAAACAGAAGGAGGUCCAGAAAACUCUGAAGACUCUGGACAAGGAGGUGAAACUCAGGAAGGAGAAUCUGCAGGAGGCUCACCAGCUGCAGCUGUUCAAAGCCAACCAGCGCCUCCUGCUGGAGUGGAGCGUCAAGCAGAGCGCUGAGAUGGCAGAGAAAGGACUUCCGAAGACCAGAACCGAGGCGGACCGGCUCAUCGUCGAGCAUCAGGACUGGAAGACGGAGAUCGACGCCCGCGCCGAGCGCACCGACUCUGUCCAGGACUUCGGCCUGAGUUUGAUCCGGUCUGCUCACAGUUCGAAGGCAGAGAUCCAGAAAGCCCUGAACCAGCUGGAGGAGGCCAAAUCCAGCCUGGACCGAGCCUGGGUGAACCGCAGCAGGACCCUGGAGCAGGCCCGGACCCUGCAGGUCUUCCUGGCCUCUGUGGAGCAGUGUGAGAGCUGGCUCAGCAACAAGGAGGCCUUCCUGUCCAACCAGGACCCGGGGAACUCGGUGACGGAGGUGGAGACUCUGCAGAGGAAGCAGGCCCAGUUUGAGGAGGCUCUGGAGGCUCAGGUGAAGCAGCUGGACGAGGUGGACAAACUGGGACAGACGAUGAUCCAACAGAACCACUACGACUCUGACAACAUCAGAGCCAAGAGCAGAGGGCUCGCUACCAGGCUGAGUCAGCUGCAGCAGCAGAGCAGAUCUCGUCACAAAGCUCUGGAUCGGUCGCUGCAGCUGCAGCAGUUCCUGUCCAGCAGCUUCCAGGUGUGUGUGUGGCUGAACGAGCGUAACGCCGUGGCGUUGGAUGAGAGCUGGAGGGAACCAACCAACCUUCAGGCCAAAGUGCUGAAACAUCAGAGCUUCGAGUCCGAGAUCCUCGCCAACCGCUACAGAGUGGACGCCGCCACCAAGGAAGGAGAGAAGCUGCUGUCCGACUCGCCUUCAGUGGAAGUGAAGGUUCGACCUCGACUCAGAGAGCUGACGGACAGCUGGGACGCUCUGAUCCACAACUGUAAGGAGAAGAAGACCCGACUGCAGGAGGCCUACCAGGCGCUGCAGUUCCAGCGCUCAUUGGACGACAUGGAGCAGUGUGUGGCGUCCGUGGAGAGCGAACUGGCCAAUGAGGACUGUGGAAGCGACCUGCCGUCUGUCAACAGGCUGCUGAAGGCUCUGCAGGGUCUGGAGGAGGAGAUGGACGGACACAGAGACAGGAUCCAGGGUCUGGUGGAAACGGCGAAGAGCUUCCACUCUCAGGGGAACUUCCUGGCCGAGGAGAUCCAGAUCAGAGUGGCUCACACCAUCAACAGGUACAACAGUCUGGCGAAGCCCCUGCAGAGUCGGAGGGAAACCCUGGAGGCCUGGCAGGUUCUGUUCCAGUUCUACAGAGACCUGGAGGAGGAGGCGGCCUGGCUGAGCGACAGACUGCCCUCCAUCACUGCUAAAGACCUGGGCAGCUCUCCGAGCGGCAGCCAGCAGCUGCUGCACAAACACCAGGCUAUGAUGCAGGAGAUCUCAAGCCGCGCCCCAUUGGUCCAGGCGGUUCAGGAGGCGGGGCAUAGUCUGGUCAGAGGGCGUCACUUCGCGUCUCAUGACAUCACGGAGCGUCUGGAGGAGUUGAAGCGUCUCCACGAGGAGCUGAUGACGGAGGCGGAGAAGAAGGAGAAGCUCCUGCAGGAGGCGCUCCGCAUCCACACCUUCCUCAGUGAGGUGUCCGAGCUGCAGCUGUGGUCGGAGGAGCAGCGGGCCGGUUUGGAGUCACGGGACUGUGGGAGGAGCGAGGAGGCGACGGAGGCUCUGCUGAGGAGGCUGGACUCUGUGGACGUGGAGCUGGAGAACCAGAGGAAGACGGUGGAGAGGCUGCGGGAGGGCGGAGCCUCACUGCAGCACCUCGGACAUCCCAACAGCCACCUGGUCACUGAGAUCCUCCCUGACAUCCUCCAACACUUUGACGCUCUCCUCCGCCUCUCCUCCGCCCGCCGCACGGCUCUGGAAGACCAGCUCCGCCUCUACGUGUUUGAGAGGGAAGCGAAAGAACUACAAACAUGGCUGACGUCAAAGAAGGCUGUGGUGGAGUCCAAGGACUGUGGUCAAGACCUGGAGGAUGUAGAGGUCCUUCAGAAGAAGUUGGAGGUUCUGGUUUCAGAGAUGUCCGGUCUGGGUCGGAGCCGGCUCACCUCAGUGCAGCAGCUGGGCCGAGGACUGAAGCAGGACGGGAAGGCCCUGAGGAGGGACGAGGCCCUCAGCAGGCUGUGGGACGACCUGAACAGCAGCAUCAGGACCAGAGAACAGAGUCUGCAGUCGGCGAGGGAGGUCCAUCAGUUCAAUCACGAUGUGGACGAGCUGAAGGGUUGGAUGGCCGAGAAGGAGGCUGUGCUGGACUCAGAGGACCAGGACCUGAACUCCAUCCAGACUCUGCUGAGACAGCACGAAGCGCUCGAGAGGGACCUGGUUCUGAUCUCAGAGGAGGUGACCAGGAGCAGAGAGGAGGGCCGGGCUCUGAGCAGACGGCAGCCUCAGGCCAGAACCGCUGUGAGUCAGAGGCUGGAGGAGCUGGAGGCCUGCUGGUCCAGCAUCCAGAACAAGGCCUCCCAACGCCGCGUCAGGCUGGGCCAGGCUGAAGACGUGCAGAAAUACUUAUCCCACUGGACCGAACUCAUGGCCUGGCUGAGGGAGAUGCUGUCCCUGGUCCGAGGGGAGGUUCUGACUGUGGAGGGAGCCGACCUGCAGCAGCUCAUUAAGAAGCACCAGGAGUACCGCCUCCUGAUUGACAGACAGCUCAGCAAAUCAAAGGCCGUGAAGGAGGAGGGGCGGCGCCUGAUGGACGGCGGACACUUCAUGUCUCAGGAGGUGGAGGAGCGAGUCUGUGAGCUGGAGGAGCUGGAGCUGCGGGUGGAGAAGGUGUGGGAGGAAACCAGAGUCCUGUAUGAGGAGGAGCUGGAGAUUUCCCUCCUGCAGAGGGAGCUGGAGCAGGCGGAGCGCUGGCUGAGCUCCUACGAGAACACACUGAUGGCCGAGGACUACGGGGACUCUGUGUCGGAUGUCAUGGAGCUGCUGAAGAGGCAGGAGGACCUGGAGGCCAUGAUCCAGGCCCAGAGCGACCGCUUCAUCGCCCUGCAGAAGAAGAAGACACAGAGGGAGAAGAGACUGGGUCUUCAUGGACAUGAGGACCUGGACCUGGAGGACAGAAAGCCUCCAGCCAGAGUUUCUUCCCUGAGGAGGAAACCUUCAGAUCCAACAGGCCCGCGGAUCUCCUCCUCCAGAGACCUCAUCCACCGACUCAGCGGCAGGAGGCCGGACAGGACCAUCAGAUCCAGCACCCUGGACAAGAAAACCAGUCUCACAGACUCUGCUGGUACCCCACCCAGCCUGUCCCUCCACCUGGACUCAGACUCCAGGAAUUGCUUCAGUGGCAGCAGGAAGUCUGAGAGACGGGAGGCAGGAGAAGAAGCUCUCAGUCCUCCUGAUGGUCCCAGGUCCGGCCCGGCUGCAAAGCCUCGGAGGAGUCGAACCAGCCACUCAGACGGGACUCUUGAUGGUCCCCUCAGAUCACCUGACUCCACCUCUUCAAGACGUCCUCAGUCACCUCCACCCUCCCCCAAACGUUCCUCCUCUGCUCAAACCUCCUCUUCAUCUGAUGAGGCUCCUGAGGGAGACCACCAUCCUGAACCUCCUUCCUCCCCUCUGACCUCCGUCUCCUCUUCAUCUAAACAGACUCCUGAGGAAGAUCGUGGUCCCACCUCCGUCCCACCCUCCUCCCCCAAACCUCCCUCCUCCCCUCCGUCCUCCAUCUCCUCUUCAUCGAAAGACACUCUUGAUAAAAAACGUCGUCCCAGAUCCAAACCUCCUCUGGCUCCAAAGCCCAGAAUCCCUCCUGCAGAGCAGGAUCCACUGAUCCAGUUGGAGAAGUCCACAGCACCACCCGACUCUCCUCCACUGAUCAGACAGCUCGUUGCGCCCACUGAAGCUCCGCCUCCACCUCCACCCGUCACACAGAGAACAAAGCGAGGACUCCACAGCCGGCAGUCGUCGACCAGAGAGCAUCAUGAUGUUGCUGAUUCUCCACCUGCUGCCACUGAGGUUACACCACCUGACCCCUCGACUGCUGCACCAAUCACAGAGGAGGAACCUGGGUCAGCUGAUCCCUCUCCUCCAACCGGAGAGCUGCCUCCAUCUCCUCCACCUCGACAGAAGACGACAGAAGAUGCACCAGAAGAAGAAGCCGGCCUCCCCAGCUCCACACCAGAGGUCACAGCCAUGCAGCCAAUCAGAAUGGAGGGAAUGCUGGAGAUCAAACUGAAACAAGGAGGCAACAAGGGUCCGGACCACUGGGAGGAGGUGUUUGCAGUUCUGACAGGAGAGACGCUCAGCUUGUUUAAAGACAGAGCAGCUGCUGCACAGAGAACCUCUCGGUGGCCUCCGAUCAGCCUGGUCGGAGCUGUUUGCAGGGAGAACGUUCUGUACAGGAGGAAGGAGAACACCAUCAGACUGACUCUGGAGGACGGCAGUCAGUAUCUGUUCGCAGCGUCCAGCAGAGAACUGCAGCUCCUGUGGAUGAAGAAGCUCCAGAAGUGCAGCGAGACAUCCAGCAGCGACUCGGAUGACUCGGGGAGGGCGUCUUCAGUCAACCUCAGCCUGGAGAAGUUAGCCGAGGCUCCGGACGAUCCCAGCAAACCAGCCGACAGGCGAGGUGAGAGCCUGGAGAGACAAUCAUCCACGGAGGGGUUACCUCCACCCAAACCCCCCCACACAUACUACAACCGCCACCGCUACCCCGAGGAGGCCGAGGGCGGGAGCGCAGAGACGCCGAGCGAUCGCAUCCAGCCUCCGUCAGGUCCUCCGUCAGGUCCUCCGUCAGAACCUCCUCCUACACCGCCCGACACCCAGGACGCCCCCGCCGGCGCCCCCCAGGUAACUGACGACAACGGCAACAAGUCGAGGAGGAGCGUCUUCAGGAAGUUCUUCUCCAAGAAGUAAAGUUUGACUGAUUCAGCAUCUUCACUCGGCCACGUUAACGUCUCCAGAGACGAAAGAAUCACAUCAGCGCAGAUUUAAUAACCAGACACGACGCUGGAGGACGAGUCGACGCAUCAUCACGUGCAAACCUCAAAUCAAAAAAUCAUAAAUCAAAAAUUGAUCACGAUCAUAAAAGUAGAAACAGAGAAAAUGAAACAGAUUCAGAGUCGUUGUUCAGGACAUGAUGUUCCUGAUCCUGAUAGAAAAUCACAUCCAUCAAAAUCAAACCGUCUCCACGUCUGACGAGACGAUGCAGCCGUGCAGGCGACAGCAGAAUGUUUCCUCUGAUCGACGAGCAGCUUCACUUCCUGUUCCACAGAGUUAAUGAAGCGUCUGAAGCCGACGCGUUCGCUCGGCUACUCGUAGAGUCACGAUCAAUAACGAGUGUGACGGAGUGAAACUACGAGACAUUUACUGACUCAGAGCUUCUAGUCAAAGCUGAUUGAUCGAUUGACAGAAAAUUGGUUGCUGACUAUUUUAAUAAUCGAUUAUUUCAGUUAUUUUUCAAACUUCUGAUGCUUUUCUGUUCUGUUCUGUUCUGUUCUGUUCGUUUUGUUCUGUUCUGUUCGUUUUGUUCUGUUCCGUUCUGUUCUGUUCGUUUUGUUCUGUUCCGUUCUGUUCUGUUCGUUUUGUUCUGUUCCGUUCUGUUCGUUCUGUUGGACCGAGCAGUGUUCACAAAUCUUUCUGCACUUUACAGACGUAACGAUUAAUCAGUUAAUCAUGAAAGUGACGGUGAGUUUCAGCACUGUUUGAUUGUCAAGUGACUCUCUAGGUUGAAGCUGCGGUUCUGGUCCAGUUGUGUUGGUGGACCUGUUUACAUGCAGUACUACAGUUAUCACUGUUGUUCUGGAUGAGACGAUAUUCAGACUAAGAAGUUUAUUUGGUGAAUAAACAUUAAUAUUCCUGUUCAGUCGCAGCGGGUCGACCCGGGUCGGUGCCUUGACAUCACGUGUUUCUGCUUCUUUGCAUCAAAUUUGGAUCUUUUGAAAGUUUGUUUGACUCAAACUUCCAUCUGUCGCCCGUCCAGACUCCUUCUAGAACAGUCGGCGCUGUUCAGGUCCAAGUUUGAUGUUUACAAGUAGGAAGUGAACUGUGGACUUUAGUUCUGAGCAGCGUCUCUACAUGAGACACACUGAUACACCCGACCCGUAUCAGUCUGAAGGGUCACACAGUCAGACACCCCUGCUGACCAGAACCAAACAGAAAAGAGGAACACGGGUCAGACUUUGAGGUUCUGAGACAGGAACUGAUCCUGAUGAGCUCAGAGUCCUGCAGCAGGAGUUUUCUCACUUUCUCCAGUAAAAUGUUCUGGUGAUUCUUCUGGAGCUGCGGUUCUGACCGUGUUUAUAUCGAUGCAUCGGAUCGCUUUGAAAAAUCUAGUUAUUUAUCCAGAAUUUACAGCAAGCCUCGUGUCACCUCGUGUGUGAAGAGUUGAACUGGAUCAGAACACAUUUGUGACUCCUCAGCCCGUCUAAAGAGAUGAACUCUGCUGUUUGUGGAGAAGUUUAUUUAUUAAUGAGCGACGGAUCCAAACACAUGGAGACUGAUCGUGUCAUUCAAUCAGAUCAAUACGUCGAUCAUUAGAGAUAACGAGCCAGACGAAGACUUCAGACUUCAAACACGUCGUCAGUUUGUCAAAUUAAAGUCAAUUGAGGUGUUUGAGUCAGAAACACGUGACGUCACAUCAGGACAAUAUUAUUUAAAUUGAAGCUUGAGAUAUUUUCUGUUAACUAAUAACCUCAUUCAUUGAUCUCAUUGAUUACUGUGACAUUCUGCGCUGUGUUUACAAUGUUGUGGAUGAUAAAAACCUUCAGAAGAAAUAAACUCAUUAAUCUGA
Molecule: messenger RNA, 14560 nt
Organism: Acanthopagrus latus (yellowfin seabream)
Lineage: Eukaryota; Metazoa; Chordata; Actinopteri; Spariformes; Sparidae
Gene: sptbn5
Product: spectrin, beta, non-erythrocytic 5
Exons: 79
Coding region: 127-12684 (4185 amino acids)
Biological process (GO): actin cytoskeleton organization
Cellular component (GO): cell junction; plasma membrane; cell projection
Molecular function (GO): actin filament binding
Source: RefSeq, a predicted model, not a curated record